Molecule: messenger RNA, 2624 nt
Organism: Eruca vesicaria subsp. sativa (arugula)
Lineage: Eukaryota; Viridiplantae; Streptophyta; Magnoliopsida; Brassicales; Brassicaceae
Source: the annotation of a GenBank genome assembly
UCUCUCGUCGCCACUUUCCCGGAAAAUCUCAUUGCAAAAAAAAAAAAAAAAAAAAAUCCAAACUUUAUCCUUUUUUUUUAGCUUAAAGAGUUUUAUGUAAUCAAUUUGAUAUUUUUCUGGAGAUGGGUUGGAUCGUGAUUCAAUAGUUUCCGAAUUAGGAAAGUGUAGGCUCUGUUUUUGUAUGUGUUUGUGCUAUUUUUAGUAAGAAGAUGACUACUACUAUUCUAACCAAGUUUUCACCUUUACCAUUACCAAUUUCUCAAAAUAACGAUGAUGCUGAUGAUGAGUUUAGUUAUAGUUUUCAGACAGAUAUCUCAUUCGCUGACGAGUACACAGGUCCUGUUAUUACUAAUGUCCCACUAGCUAACCCUGUAGAAGUCGACGAGAUUCCGACAGCUCUUCCCCUCUCGUCUUCUUCAUUCUCUAGUGGUCUCUCUUACCCUGUGGUCCAACCACUCGUUACUGCUACUCCUAGUGUCCUUUUGAGACCGGAUCAUGUGGUUUCUGCCUCAUCAUCAGAGAGAGCAGAAGAAGAAAUUAAUAGUUCAGUUACAUUAGAUGACGUGGCAAAUGGGAACCGUGUGAGAUUCGUUGUACCAAGUCACGGUAGUGAAAGUGAUGAAAGCUCUUACAUGUCUGAUUACGAGGAGAGUGUAGCCGCAACGCCUAGAGCUGAAAGAAAAGGUAAAAAGGGGUCAUGUUACCGAUGUUUGACAGGGAACAGGUUUACUGAGAAAGAAGUUUGUAUUGUCUGUGAGGCUAAGUAUUGUUCAAACUGUGUGAGGAGAGCUAUGGGAGCUAUGCCUGAAGGAAGAAAGUGUGUGAGUUGUAUUGGUAUCAGAGUCUCUGAGUCUAAUAGGAAGAGUCUUGGAAAGUGUUCGAGGUUGCUGAAGCGUGUUCUAACGGAUUCGGAGAUUCAGCAAGUUAUGUAUGAUGAGGUUACCUGCAAGGCGAAUCAGUUGUAUGCACGGCUUAUCUCUGUUAAUGGUAGGCCUUUGAGUGAAGAGGAGCUUGAUAAGUUGCAGACUUGUCCAAAUCCACCUAAGAAGCUUAAACCUGGAGAUUAUUGGUAUGAUAAGCUUGCUGGCUAUUGGGGAAAGGUAGGAGAGAAGCCAUGCCAGAUUAUAAGUCCUAACAUGAACAUAGGAGGUAGUACCAUGAUGGAGAAAGCAAGCAAUGGUGACACUGAGAUUUUCAUUAAUAGCCGAGAAAUAACAAAAACAGAGCUCAUGAUGCUUAAGAUGGUGGGAGUGCAAUGUGAAGGAAAGCCUCAUUUUUGGGUCAAUUCUGAUGGAACUUACCAAGAAGAAGGUCAGAACCGUAUCAUGGGGAACAUUUGGAAUAAGAAAAGAGCUAGGCUUGCUUGUGCUGUACUCUCUCUACCAAUUCCUCCAACUUCAUCUGCAGUAGAACCAAGUGAUGAAGAACCCACAUAUAACCCAAAAAUGCUUAACAAGCUUCUUCUUAUUGGUAACGAGAAAUGUGGCGCCACUACUAUAUACAAACAAGCAAGGUCUCUCUACGAAGCCCCAUUCACUAAAGAAGAGCGUGAAAGAAUCACAUUCAUAAUCCAAACUAAUCUCUAUGCUUAUCUCGCAAUGGUUCUUGAGGCACACGAAGAAGAUAUAAACACUAACCAAGCUAAGACGGAAGGUGAGACCAGUUCUGAAACAGUUAGCUCAAUGAGUCCAAGACUUAAACAUUUUUCAGAUUGGCUUCUGAAAGAAAAAGAAGAAGGAAAUCUAAAGAUCUUUCCAGCAUCAAGCCGAGAGAAUGCACAAACCGUUGCAGAUCUCUGGAGAGUACCAACCAUUCAAGAUACUUACAAAAGACUUCGUGAUACACUUCCUAGAACCGCUGUUUAUUUUCUUGGACGAAUUCUUGAGAUCUCGAGAUCAGAAUACGAACCUUCUGAUAUGGAUAUACUGAAAGCUGAAGGACUCUCUUCUAUGGAAGGACUUUCUUGUGUUGAUUUUUCAUUCCCAUCAACUUCUCAAGAAGGCUCUCUUGAGGAUGAUUAUCGCCACGAUCCUAACAUGAAGUACCAACUCAUCCGGUUAAAUCCGAGAAGCCUUGGAGAAAACUGGAAAUGGCUGGAAAUGUUUGAAGACGCUGACUUGGUGAUAUUCUGUGUCUCACUAACAGACUAUGGAGAAUACAUAGAAGAUGUUGACGGGGUUCUUGUGAACAAGAUGAUUGCAAACAAACAGCUCUUUGAGAGCAUGGUGACUCACCCAACCCUAGCUAACAAAAGGUUCCUCCUGCUUCUAACCAAAUUUGAUCUCCUAGAAGAGAAAAUAGAGGAGGUUCCUCUAAGAACUUGUGAGUGGUUCGAAGACUUCAACCCGUUGAUCAGUCAGAACCAGACGAGUAGACACAACCCUCCUAUGGCUCAACGUGCUUUCCACUACAUAGGGUUUCAGUUCAAGAGACUGUAUGACUCACUUUCGGUGCGUAGAAGGAACAUUAAGCCUAAGCUGUUUGUUUCUCAAGUGAGCUUGGAGAGUGAUUCUGUGGACAAUGCACUUAGGUAUGGGAGAGAGAUUCUUAAGUGGCAUGUUGAAGAAGGUUCCAUUUUCCAAGAGACUUCCACCACUAGCUUCGAGGCCAGCUUAUCCUCUUGA